Molecule: messenger RNA, 3100 nt
Organism: Xenopus laevis (African clawed frog)
Lineage: Eukaryota; Metazoa; Chordata; Amphibia; Anura; Pipidae
Gene: slain1.S
Product: SLAIN motif family member 1 S homeolog
Exons: 8
Coding region: 290-2077 (595 amino acids)
Biological process (GO): positive regulation of microtubule polymerization; microtubule nucleation; cytoplasmic microtubule organization
Cellular component (GO): microtubule plus-end
Source: RefSeq, a predicted model, not a curated record
AUGCUUAGAGACUGGCUUCUCUUUGUUCCUCCCUUGCUUUGCAUUUGUGGGAGGGAGCCUGCUGCACACAUUAAUAUUCCCACCGCUGACAGGAGGCACAUUCAGUGAGAUCUGAGCAAGAUGCAGUCCAUAGUCCUGCUAUAUGGGAUCUAUCAGAGAUCCUGACUGCAGGAAGCUGGGUUUAUCAGCCAGGGCAGUGUCCUGCAACAUUACCUCCUAGGUGGAAUUACAAAUUAAGGCUGUUGGGGAUUUGAGACAGUGGCUAUAGAAAGCUGCAGCAGCGUGAGCCAUGGCAGAGGUGAAGUGCAGCAGCAGCAGCACUGGAUCUCCCACCAAUAAUGGACUGGUGGUGAAUGCAGAGCUGGAGAUGAAGAAGCUGCAAGAGCUGGUGAGGAAGCUGGAGAAGCAGAAUGAGCAGCUGAGGAACCGAGCCAGUGCUGUGAGCAACUGUACACCAAGCCCACACCUGCUGCUGCAGCAUCAGCAUCCUCCUUCUGUGGUGCAUCAGCCAGGGACAUGUAUCCACUCUUCCCCUGUGCUCUCACGGCCCACGGGGCUCUUCCUACCCAGUCCUUUGCCCACUUUGCUCUGCACUUCAGCCUUGGCCGGCAGCCUCUUUUCCCCAGAUUCCAUGGGCUAUUACAGUAAUAACAACAGGCUACCGUUUUCCUGCAUCAAUGCUGCAGAGGGGCCACAAAAUGACUGUACAGUUCCAGGAUCUUCCCCACUGGAUGAGGUGGAGAUUUUGGAUCUGGAGGAUGGGUAUUGCAGUGGCGAUGAGGAAACCUGGUUAUAUGUCUCCCCUACAAAGAAUCAGAGGCCAUUUGACUCAGCUCUGAGUCCAGAGCAGUGGUGUAGACAAGUUUUAGACAAUCCGUCGCCUGAGAUAGAAGCUGCUAAGCGAUCCCUUUGCUUCAGAUUAGAGCAAGCUGGUCGAUGGAGGAGUCUCUUUUCCACUCCUGUAUCCAUGUCAUUUCCUUACAGUCCUGUUGCGAGACUCACUCCAUAUUGCAACACUCCCAGCGUCCUUAAAAACACAACUAAAGCAAUACUAACACCCGAAAAAACAGGUUACAACUUAAAGACUUCUCAACUGAGCCCCCAGUCUUCAGUAGACAGUGAACUGAGCACAUCUGAACUAGAAGAUGAUUCCAUCUCCAUGGGAUACAAACUGCAAGAUCUCACAGAUGUUCAGAUCAUGGCUAGAUUACAGGAAGAAAGCCUUAGACAAGACUUUGCAACUACCUCUACCUGCAGUUCAGUAUCACGGCCUCGUCCCAGCUUUUCAUUAUAUUCUGGGAAGAAACUAUCAUGCUCUAGUGAUCAGGAUUUCGAUCGAUAUAGUGUUGAAGACGAUGAUGAUGAUUUUGACCAUUUACCACCACCUCAGCCUCGACUCAGCCGUUGCUCUCCACUCCAGAGAGGCCUUUCUCAUUCUCAGACUUUUUCUAGCAUUAGAGAGUGCAGGAAAAGCCCAAGCUCCCAAUUUGUAAAUGGAUAUCAGCAAUAUAACUAUUCCUCUCAGCCUCAAACACCAGAACAGCAGCAAAGCAGGACAAAUGCAGAUAAACUCCGCAGAAGUAUGCCUAAUUUGGCUCGAAUGACAAGUACUCAUAAUAGUCCUGUUGUAUCAAUGGCCACUGUGCGCAACAGCCAGAGCUUUGAUUCCAAUCUGCAUGGUGCAGCGAAUGGAGUGUCCAGAAUGCAGUCCAGUAUUCCUUCUCCAGGCCAACUUCAGCAAAGAGUACACAGUGUAGGCCAUUUCCCCGUGUCUGUAAGAGCCCCUCUGAAAGCCACUGCCUACGUCAGCCCAACUGUGCAAGGGGGAAGUGGCAUUCCUUCAUCAAUCAGUUUACAGUCAUUAUCUAGCUCUGGAAUUCCUAUGCCAAACAAGACCACAAGUGCAGUGACUGUCGGACGCAGUGCUCUUCCAAGGCCAGCAUUAUCCACUGCAAAUGGCAGCAGCAUACCUCGUAGCAAAAUAGCACAGCCACAGAGAAGUUUUCUGCAACCGCCGAAAACCUUAUCUUCGCUGAGCACGCUGCGGGAUGGAAAUUGGAGGGAUGGAUGCUACUGACAUGCUUGACAUGAGCAAUUAUAGUUCUACAUGUCCCAGCUGGCUGGGGAAAACAUUUAUAACUCUGAGAUUUUAUUCGUUGUAAUAUAUAUGUUUUAUCUGAACAAAUGAUCAUAUUGUAGCUCUCACCUAUUUGACGUGAGAUCAUUUCAGAUCAACUAAAGAUCAGUCCUUCACAUGUGCAAAAGUUCUUCAGAAGAAACCGUUGAGGCUCCCUCUGCACCUAUGGCUUCAUACAUCAUAGUAGAACAUUCAUAACAUAUGCAAAGAAUUAUUACUUUGUUCUGAUUUACACAAAGUUCAACACAUUUUUAACUAAUGGAACUUUUUAAUGAUAACCAACACACACGCCCUAAAAGGGUUUUUUCUAAACGAACGUUCUCGGAGCACUGCAAACUAUGAUACCACAAAUAUUUUUAUUUUGCUUAUGGUUUGGUUUAUGUAAGGUGAAUACAUAGAGACACACAUUUUGUGAAACUGAACACAUCUCUUAAUGCUGCUUAAUGAUUUGUGCCAUAUAUGCCAAUUUAUUUUAGGCAUUACUAUCACUUGGUCUGUCUGGGAAACCAAUUGGUAUAAUAUCCCCGGAAUAUUUGUGUGUGUUUUCCUUUUCUCUCUCUCUCUCUCUUUUUUGCAAAAGCACAAGGAUAUACAAUAAUGUCACUACAUUUUGCUAUGGAGCCAUCUUAAAACGGUUUUCAGGUUUUUUUUGUAUUUCCAUGUUUAUUUAUUUAACUAUUUAAUUGAUUUGGAAUAAUUGAAUAUUGAUUGACUUUUUUGCAGCUGUACUGCACUAUCUUCUAACUACAAGGGGGUUACGCUUUUUUUAUUAUUAAAACUGGUUUACUUGCUGUCAAAUUCCGGAACACGAAAAGCUCUUAAAUGGACAGAAAACUUUUUGAUAGGCAUUUUACAAAAUUUCAAUUGCACUAAUGAUUUAAUAUGCCAGUUUAUGAUUUCAUAAUUAUAAAAACUGUAUACUACUGUUUUGGAAUGUUUCAGUAAUAAAGAAUAUUUUCAUCA